Somion occarium is the source of this 1666-nucleotide messenger RNA. The record is from the annotation of a GenBank genome assembly. NCBI's taxonomy places the organism in Eukaryota, Fungi, Basidiomycota, Agaricomycetes, Polyporales, Cerrenaceae.
AACGCUUUUGCUUCAGAAUCUUUAGUAUAGCCCGCGGCCUGAGCUCUUUCUUCCGAUUACACUGCUCGUCUGUGAUAUUGGACUAUUGCAACGCUUGUAAUGCCAAACCCUCCUCUCCCCAUCGAACUUCUUGAACGACUCCUCGACCAUUAUGGCGAUAUGAUUAUGUACAACCACAAUCCGACACUAUCAGACGGUCGACAUCAGUACUACAGAAUACUGAGAAGUUGUGCCCUUACCUGUAAGGCACUACUUCCUAGAAGUCGAUAUAACCUAUAUCGCUCGGUGAUCUUGGGUGAUAAACACGAACACUUCAUCGAAAUUCUGAAGGGAAGUCCUCACCUCGCUCAUUACAUUCGUGCACUGCACGUGGUUGGCUCUAGGAUCUGCAACCCUCCUUCAGUAUUUGUUUGUCUCGUGGGAAGGUUACCUCACAUCCGCGCCUUAGGGAUAGUGGUUGCCCAGGAUCUCUUCCUUCACAAACGCUUCCACAUGGCGCUUUCUUCCUUCUCAACGAUCACGAUGUUGACACUUUGCGUACAAAUUGGGGUUCCGGAGAUUCAUAGGCUCCUGUAUACACUGCCCAAUGUCCGAUAUCUGGAGCUCGUCAUUGCACCCCUAGAGCCAGAAGACAGCACUGCAUACCAUAAGAUGCGCUAUGCACCCCGCUGUCGUUUGACCUCAAACUUUGUGGAGCGGCAUCUUGGAUGGCUCCGCCUGUACCAUUCCUUCUUGCGAACUCCAGAGCUGUUCUCGAGCCUGAAGAGACUUUACAUCGAGAUCGUAAGUUGGGAAGGUGAAACCAAGAGAAAUGCAGAGGUGUCUUCGCUGCUCCUAUCCACUGCUCAGUCUUCUUUAGAGGAGGCAUUCCUCUAUUUUCAUGAAAUUGAGAAUACCGGGUUAACACGCCUUAUCAGCUUGCAUGACAACACCAAUCUUCGACGGCUUGGACUGUUUCUAGACAACGCGUUCGAUGAAGAGGUUACCGGGCUCGUGCAACUUCUGUCCACUAUUUCAUCCCCCGUCCUGCAGGAGAUCAUUCUUCUCGGGUGCGACGGAUUCAUAGAAGUCCAGACUUCCACCUGGGCAUUACUGGAUGAGGCACUUUGUGACAGUCGGUUUGAUGCUCUUACUUCUAUCCAGGUGGUAGAUGUGGAAUAUCGAAACCCUGUACCAGCUGCGAAAAGGUUGCCUCGAUGUGCAUCCAGGGGGUUGAUAUCUAGUUCCUACAUACUAAUUGAUGGAAUCGAGAACUCCCAACAUACCUGGAUCAACUGGGCACCGGAAUACAAACGGAUGUUGUUCGAAUAGCGAUGAACAGCUGCAAUUUGAUACACAUCUAGUCAUGAAUCAAUCCGAAGGGAGCAGCAAGAGUUGAACUUAUCAUUUCGAUCGAAAAACAUGCCGGUUACUUCACCUUUUGAUCAAGUAACGCGCGCGAGAACGUGCCUGCCGGUGCACCUGUUCGUAUAAUAAGCACGGAGCGGGAGGAGGGUAGACUGAAUGGUCUCGUCCCUAGGCAACGUAUGAUACGUUGCCGAAAUGACUGCACGGAUGUGGCGAAGACGGCGCUCGGUCUCGUUUAGCGUGCAUUCAUCUACCCCUCUACCAGAGGUGUCGAUAUCUUGUGUAAAUAUUCCUAUUAUCGGACCAUUGUCUUCCACUC